Molecule: messenger RNA, 1176 nt
Organism: Abrus precatorius (Indian licorice)
Lineage: Eukaryota; Viridiplantae; Streptophyta; Magnoliopsida; Fabales; Fabaceae
Product: thaumatin-like protein
Exons: 2
Coding region: 139-894 (251 amino acids)
Biological process (GO): defense response
Cellular component (GO): extracellular region
Source: RefSeq, a predicted model, not a curated record
UCACUCGUUAUUUACUCUGUACCAAUCAAACCCAAAACCCCAUCAUUUCUCUCUAUAAAAAGCCAACCCUUUGCUCCACUUACUAAUAAGCAAAACAGGGAGGACAUAGCCCAAGCCCAGCCCACUCCAUCCUCCUCCAUGGCCUCAAUGCCCGGACUCCUUCUCACCGCUCUCUUCCUCAGCACCAUCCUCCUCUCCUACAUUCCAGUGAUAAAGGUUUCAGCAGCAUCAGUAAUACUAUACAACAAAUGCCAGUACCCAGUGUGGCCCGGGAUCCAGCCCGGCGCUGGAAAGCCCGUUCUGGCCCGUGGAGGCUUUAAGCUUCCACCAAACAAGGCUUACUCUCUUCAACUCCCGGCCCUGUGGUCGGGCCGCUUCUGGGGCCGCCAUGGCUGCACCUUCGACGCCUCUGGACGCGGUCGAUGCGCCACCGGAGACUGCGGCGGUUCCCUCUUCUGCAACGGCAUCGGCGGAACCCCGCCGGCCACCCUCGCGGAGUUCACCCUGGGCAACGACCAAGACUUCUACGACGUGAGCCUCGUCGACGGUUACAACCUCCCCAUCUCCAUCACCCCUUUCAAGGGAUCUGGUAAGUGCAGUUACGCGGGCUGCGUCAGCGACCUCAACACCAUGUGCCCAGUGGGCCUGCAGGUGCGAUCACGCGACAAGAAGCGCGUGGUCGCUUGCAAGAGCGCUUGCUCAGCUUUUAACUCCCCCAGGUACUGUUGCACUGGUCCCUAUGGAAGCCCACAGGCCUGCAGGCCCACGGCCUAUUCCAGGAUCUUCAAGACCGCGUGCCCUAAGGCUUACUCCUAUGCCUAUGAUGACCCCACCAGCAUUGCUACUUGCACUAGAGCUAACUAUUUGGUCACUUUCUGCCCCCAUCAUCGCUGAACCCAACUAUUCAUCCAUCGUCUUAAUUAGCUAGCUAGGCUUAUAUUAUAAUAUUUUAAUAUUUUACAUUUCAUUCCUUACUUUGGUAUCACACUUUUGUGCUUAUGGGUAUUAGAUAUUUUGUAAUGUUUUCCUCUGUAUGACAAUUGAUAUUGUAUGGUAGUUGAGCUUUGGUUCUUAUUAAGUAUUCACGGGGCUAGUGGGCUUGGACAAUCUUGGAUCUAUCUAUAAUCUAUGCUAUGUGACGGGAAUGGUGUGGCACAAUGGAAGGUCUUGGUUUUA